This is a messenger RNA of Ixodes scapularis (black-legged tick), 2793 nucleotides long. RefSeq lists its product as uncharacterized. Gene Ontology annotation, molecular function: nucleic acid binding; zinc ion binding. The record is from RefSeq and is a predicted model, not a curated record. Lineage: Eukaryota; Metazoa; Arthropoda; Arachnida; Ixodida; Ixodidae. The coding region runs from base 1 to 2793 and encodes 930 amino acids. The transcript is spliced from 3 exons.
AUGGAGCGGCUCCAGACGAAAAGGUUGGUGACGCAAGCCGAAAUUGGACAUCUAAGCGAGGAGAUCCAAGCGGCGGUGUCAAUUGAGGAUUUCAGGCCUCAUCACGAAGAACGCCUCGCAGAAAUAACGGACGAGCUGGAUGUCCUGGCAAGGGAACUCAAGGAGCAAGAUGCGCUCAUCGUGGUCCACUUCCGACAGGCGAUCCACUACAACAUCGAGCUCUCCGGCGUGGAGAAGUUUCUAUACCUGCGGACGGUGCUGACGGGCAAGGCGGCGGCGGCGGUAAGCGGCAUUCAAGCAACAGAGAGCAACUACGCUUAUGCCGUGGAGCUUCUAAAAGAGAGAUUUGGCAAGAAACACGUCCUUGUUCAAGAACACCUCACGCGGCUGCUGAACCUACCAAAAGUGAAGGCGCUGAGUGACGUCGGAGCCCUCCGUCGUUUACACGAUCACGUUCCUUGCAACAUCGCUUCGCUGAGGACUCUGGGCAUCGACUCUGACAGCUACGGGGCAAAGCUGUGUGCUGCGUUGUUCUGCGUCCUGCCCGCUGACUUGGCCGUGGAGUUCUACAAGAGUCAGAGUACUAGUAAUGAAACACCGGAAAGCUCGAAUCUUGAGGCUGUCCUGCGAUCGAUGCGUGUAGAGCUGGAUAGCAGAGAGAAGGUAUACGACGGCAAUACACGGGACCAACCGCAACCUCUGAAAAUACACAGCGACAGAGAUCGAUCAAGCGACAACCUCCGAGGAAAGGGGUCUGCUGCUUCCCUCGCAGUUGGUGCCAAACCCUCAAACGACGGGUGCCCUCUUUGUUCCUCCGAAUUACAUGAAGCGCCGCAAUGUAACUCUGCGAUUCCGAUCGAAGAAAAGAAGAGACGGCUAAGGAGCGAAGGGAGGUGUUACAGAUGCGCGAAGCGAGGACACACCUCAAAAGAAUGCCGAAAUCGGUUCCUUCGCUGCGACAAAUGUGGCCGACGCCAUAUCACUCCACUUUGUGGUACGUCACCUCCGUCUUAUCAAGGAGCGACCGGCACUACCGAGCUCCACUCCCUGGCGUCUUUGAAUGCCAUCAACAAGAACGCCGUAAUGCUACAAACGGCUCAAGUAUGGGUAGACGGACGUGACCGGAAGCGUCUUGCUCGCUGUCUGUUUGACGGAGGCAGCCAACGUUCAUUCGUCACCGAGCAGCUCUCACGAAAGCUGAGGUUGGAAGUGAUCGGCGAGGAGGAGGUGACCAUCUAUUCGUUUGGCAGAACAGCCGGUGGAACUACGAGAAAACGUCGGCUAGUGCGACUUUGGUUGCGAAGCCAAUACAGCCGCAAAGAACACUGCUUGGAAGCCCUUGAAAUAGAAAACAUCUGUUCUGACCAGUUGGUGCUUCCCGACAACGUGGUUGACCUUGCUGGCGUGGGAGAGCUAGAAUUAGCCGAUGUAACCCUUUCACCCUUCCUUAAUUCCAAGCGGAGCAUUGAAAUCCUAGUGGGGGCAGAUCACUAUUGGAAUAUGGUGAGCGGGGAAGUCCGCAAGAUACACGGAUCCUUGGUCGCGCUGAAGACGGACUUUGGCUGGACACUGCAGGGCCCAGUUCCUCAGGUUUCUUCUGUGCUGUCCUGCACUACUGUGGCCGUCUUGAACACCGGCGUCGCAAAACCGACCUUGAGCCUCUCAAACGAACUGCGAGCCUUCUGGGAGUUGGAGAGCCUCGGAAUCUCCGUGAACGACUCUCCGCGCGGAAAAGAAGAACAAGUAAGAGAAGAUUUCACUUCCUCCCUAGCUCUGGUCAUGGGCCGUUAUGAGGCAAAACUCCCGUGGAAGCCCCUAAAUCGACCCCUAGAGAACAACGAAGCCGUUGCGCUACAGCGACUAGACAAGUUGGUUCGGCGUUUAAAAGGCAACACCGAAAGACUGACGCAGUACGACUCAGCGAUCCGUAGCUACCUGAAAGAAGGUUUUGCUGAAAAAGUGCCAGCAGGUGUGACGCGUGUUUUGGGACUUGAGUGGAAUAGAGAGAGGGACGAGCUUAAAUACUCGUUAGAGAGCACGUUGGAGCUUCUGAUAAUCAACCGUGACACAAAACGCUUUGUACUGCAAGCAUCAGCGAGAAUUGUCGACCCCUUCGGCCUCCUCAGCCCAGUGACGAUAACAGCCAAGAUCUUAUUUCAAGAACUUUGGGCACUUGGGCUGGACUGGGACACUCCGCUACCUCCAAGCGUAAGUCUGAGAUGGAGCAACUGGAUAAAAGCUCUGCAUCAUCUCGAGGACAUUUCGAUCCCUCGUCGCUAUGCUUCAUCCGGCGGUCGAACUGAGCUGCAUGUCUUCACAGACGCUAGCCCCCAGGCCUAUGGGACAGUCGCGUAUUUGCGUAGUGACUGUGAUAACCAGACGACAGUGACCCUCGUAAUGGCCAAGGCGCGCGUUGCGCCAGUAAAGACCUUGACUCUACCGAGACUGGAACUGAUGGGAGCGUUGCUGGGCGCUCGACUAUGUGUCUACUUUAAGGGAGUUUUUAAGUCGGAUCUCUCAGAAGUGUCGCUGUGGACAGACUCAAUGAUUGCUCUACACUGGGUAAAGGGCCUGGCUACUCAGUGGAAACCAUUCGUGGCAAACCGAGUUAUGGAGAUUCAACAAAGGACAGAACCCAGUAACUGGAGACACUGCCCUGGAGCUGAGAACCCGGCGGAUUUACUAACCAGGGGCGUCCCUCCGGACUGUCUACAGAAGUGUGACCUAUGGUGUGAAAGGACCAAAGAGGCUGGCAGAGUCACCCACAUGUUGGCCUACUAUGCCCAUUGGUAG